AGAAAAUAAAUAAUUAAGGUCUAAUAUAUUUUAUUAUUAUUUUCACUCUGAGAAAAAUGUCACAAUUCUAAAAUUUUAUUCUCAGAACAAAAACAUAAAUAAAUAAUAUAUUAGACCUUAAUUUUUUUCAGUGCCCCUAAUCCUCUUCUGUACUAUUGCAAUAUUACAGUUUAACAUAUUUUUUUCAUCACUAUGUGCUAUUUGUGCAUGCAUCAAAGAAGAAAAAUACUUUCUGACACGAUAUAAAUCACUAAACUACUCCUGCAUAUUGAACCUUUUGGCUCGUGUACUGCAGCGUAUUAUUCUUACAUUCUUACAAGUUUUUAAAGUUAAUAAUUGUUGCAGUAUUGAUCUUUUUAUAUGAGUAACAUGUAUAUUAAUGUUAUCUAUUUGCUCGCAUUGCAAUUUUUUUUUUAUCAAUAUAAACAUUGUUAACUUCAUGAUCUCACCAAAAAAAAGUGUCUGCAUAACUUGCUUUGCAUGAAUCCAUCCACCUGAAUAAAUGUGUGUCGCAAUGUUUUGCUGUUUCAAGUUUCGUCAUUAAAGGUGGACUGUCGCUCCCGCAGUGACGUGAGGAACGUGUUCGCCAUAAUGAUAAUAAACGGCGAACACAAAGCUACAAUAAAGCUCAUUUAGCUUUGUCUGUGAAACGGUGAUAGUAAAUUAAUAUUCACCUUUGAGUACUCGAGCUUGGACUGGCUUCAGUGGAUGCAAGUCUUGGUAAAAGAGGUGGAAACGAAGAAGAACUGAGCGGGACAACGAGGCUUUGCUAUGGCGUCUGCCAGCGUGGACUCCAAAGCAGAGCUGACUGCUCUGCUGGAACAGUGGGAGCGGGAACAGCAAGGCAGCACACAAGAGCUGGUGAACAUCCUCACAAAGAUCUCAGAGCUUGUCGAGAAAGAGACAGAGGAAUACCACAAAGCAGAUCCAGACCCGUUUGAUGACCGACAUCCUGGAAGAGCUGAUCCAGAAUGUGUUUUGGGGCACCUGCUCAAGAUCCUGUUCAAGAAUGAUGACUUUAUGAACACACUGGUGAAUAGUUAUGUGAUGACUAGCAGGGAAUUCUCCCUCAAUGCAGCAGCUUGUCGCCUUCUCCAGAACAUCAUGCCUGGACUGGAGACAGCUGUGGUCUUUCAGGAGAAGGAGGGCAUAGUGGAAAGGCUUUUUAAGUGGGCUCAGGAGGCAGAGCAGCCACUCAGGAUUUACGCCACAGGCUUGUUGGCUGGAGCCAUGGAGAACCAGGACAUAGCAGCCAAUUACAGAGAAGAGAACUCUGUUUUGGUGCCUUUAAUGCUGCAUCGGAUGCGUGAGCUUCAGGAUAAAGAUGCAGAGAACAAAAGGGAAAUCAAAAGACCCAGUCCAAGGAAACUUCUGGGUGAGCCUUUGCUGCCAUUGGACGAGGAGACAAUCGACGGGGGCUUUGAAGACAAGCCUUUCACGCUGGGCAGAAACGGAGCAGAAAGGGAGGGGACAGGGACAGAGGAGGAAAGCGACAUACACCUCUCGACCAUCGAACCCGAAAACGAGCUUUCGUUCCGUCUCAACUCCCCUCACAAGACCAGCAGCCGUGCCAACUCAGCUGUUAAAACCAUGAUGAAGCCCAUGUCUGCCCCCAGUUCUCUGAUUCAUCAAGGCAUGUCUGAUGGCAGCAGUUACCUGAGAAGGAGGGCAGAGAGGGACAGCGGCAGGAUCUCAAAGCAAAAACUGAAUUUCUCUUUGCCAGAGCCAGAGAGGAACUUCAGUGAGCUUUCAAACAGCAGCUGGUCUGAGAUGAGCCCCUGGGUGAUUGGUAACAACUAUCAUCUUUACCCUCUGACCCCGGAGAUCGAGCAGAGGCUCAUCCUGCAGUAUCUUACCCCUCUGGGAGAGUACCAAGAGCUGCUGGCAGUAUUCAUGCAGAUGGGAGCUCGGGAGCUGCUCAUGCAUUACAUGGAUCUGAAACAGACCAAUGAUGUGCAGCUCACCUUUGAGGCUCUCAAGUACCUUGCUUCUCUGCUGCUGCACAAGAAGUUUGCGGCAGAGUUUGUCGCUCAUGGAGGAGUUCAGAAGUUGCUGGAAAUCCCACGACCAUCAAUGGCAGCUACUGGAGUGUCGCUAUGCCUCUACUACCUUGCCUAUAACCAGGAUGCAAUGGAGAGGGUGUGCAUGCUGCCCCACUCCAUCCUGUCAGAUGUAGUUGGUUACACGUUAUGGCUGCUGGAGUGCUCGCACGCGUCCGGCUGCUGCCACGCCACAAUGUUCUUCUCCAUCUCCUUCUCGUUUCGUGCCGUCUUGGAGCUCUUCGACAAGCAGGACGGGCUCAGACGCCUCGUCAAUCUGAUUAGCACGCUGGAGAUCCUGAACCCUGAUGACCAGGGAGCGCUGCUAAGUGAUGAUGAGAUUUUCUCCAGCAGGCAGACAGCCAAGCACACCUGCAUGGCCCUGCGCAGGUACUUUGAGGCCCAUCUGGCAAUCAAGGUGGAGCAGGUGAAGCAGUCGCUGCAGCGCACAGAGGGGGGCGCCCCCAUCCAUUCCCAACCAUACUACAAGGCGGUCAGCUACAGCCGUGAACAGGUGGUGGAAAUGAUGGAGUUUCUUAUUGAGUAUGGUCCACUCAGACUGUACUGGGAACCAGCAGAGGUCUUUCACAAGCUGUCCUGUGUUCAGCUCCUCCUACAGCUCAUUUCCAUCGCCUGUGAUUGGAGGACCUACUACGGCAGGAGUGAUACAGUGCGUUAUGCCCUUGACAUGCUGAGCAUCCUCACAGUUGUUCCAAAGACCCAGCUGUUGCUGUCUGAGGCUGUCGCUGUCCUUGAUGAGGGAGGAUCCAGUGUUUCAACUGUUGGAAUGAGUAUUGUCCUGGCGGUGGCAGAGGGAGAGGUGUUUGUGAAUGAUGCCGAGAUUCAGAAGUCUGCUCUGCAGGUCGCCAUCAACUGUGUCUGUGCUCCAGACAAGCGCAUGUCCAGCAUUGGCAAGUUCAUCGCAGGAACCCCCCGCCGCCGCCUGCCUCAGCAGACCAAAGCCAGCGAGAGCGUGCUCACUAAGAUGUGGAAUGUGGUGCAAUCCAACAACGGCAUCAAGGUGCUGCUGUCUCUGCUGACGGUGAAGAUGCCCAUUACUGAUGCAGAUCAGAUCCGAGCUCUGGCCUGUAAAGCUCUGGUGGGUCUGUCUCGCUCCAGCACCGUCCGACAGAUCAUCAGCAAGCUGCCUUUGUUCAGCAGCGGACACAUCCAGCAGCUCAUGAAGGAGCCUGUGCUCCAAGACAAACGCAGCGAGCACGUCAAGUUCUGUAAGUUUGCGGCCGAGCUGAUAGAACGGAUCUCUGGGAAGCCACUGCUGAUCGGUACGGAUGUGUCUCUGGCGUGGCUGCAGAGGGCCAGUGUGGUCGCUCAGUCCAGGAUCAGCUUUCCGGAGAAAGAGCUGCUGCUGCUAAUUAGAAACCACCUUGUUGCAAAAGGCCUUCACGACACCGCCACCACCCUCACCAAAGAGGCAGAGCUUCCGAUGUCUUGUCUGUCCCAUCCCUCACAUUCAACUUCUGCGUUCCCUCCUGUCGCUCCUCCCCCACCUGCGUCCCCUGUUACUACUCUCCCCCGCACACCACGGCUGGCUAAUGGUGUCGGCUCAAGACUUGUGAACCACCCCCCUCAUUCAUCCACCCCAGGAUCCAGCAAUACACAACCACGUCCCUGUACAGCUCAGCCCACUGUGUGUUCCUCCUCUUCUUCUUCUUCAGCUGCUGCUUUCCCUUCAACAUCUGUGCCCCACUGUAGCAACGGCUCACCUCUGAUCGGACGAAUUGUUUUCUCUCGCGAACGGCAAACCGGGUGCAGUACUGUGGCCUGUAAAAAACCACGUGUGCUGAGGCAGAAGUCUGACCACGGGGCUUUCAGCCAGAGUCCAGCAAUGAAGAAGCAGUUUGACAGACACCUGCCCUCUCCCCCUGCAUUGGACAGCAUCAUCACAGAGUACCUGAGGGAACAGCACGCACGCUGUAAAAACCCUGUGGCAACAUGCCCGCCCUUCUCUCUCUUCACACCCCAUCAAUGCCCAGAGCCCAAACAGAGACGCCAAGCACCCAUCAACUUCACAUCCCGACACACACGAAGGGUCAUUUAUCCUAAAUAUGGAGGAGUGGAUGGAGGCUGCUUUGACAGACAUCUCAUCUUCAGCAGGUUCCGUCCGAUCUCGGUGUUUAGGGAGGCAGACGAGGACGAGAGUGGAUUCAUGUGUUGUGCCUUCUCAGCUCGCGAGCGUUUCCUGAUGCUCGGGACAUGCACGGGGCAGCUCAAACUCUACAAUGUGUUUACAGGCCAGGAGGAAGCCAGCUACAGCUGUCACAGUUCAGCCAUCACUCACCUGGAGCCUUCUCGGGAUGGCUCCCUGCUCCUAACCUCAGCCUCUUGGAGUUACCCUCUGUCUGCACUGUGGGGAAUGAAAUCAGUCUUCAUCAUGAAGCACUCCUUUCUAGGGGACCAUUAUGUGGAGUUCAGUAAGCUCUCACAGGACCAUGUGAUCGGGACGAAAGAACACGUAGCACGUAUUUACGACAUUCAGACAGGUCAGGUCACUCUGACCCUAAACAACCCAGACUUGGCGAACAACUACAAGAGGAACUGUGCCACCUUCAACCCCACAGAUGACCUGGUGCUGAACGACGGCGUGCUGUGGGAUGUUCGCACGGCUCAAGCAAUCCACAAGUUUGACAAAUUCAACAUGAACAUCAGCGGUGUUUUCCACCCUAACGGCCUGGAGGUCAUCAUAAACACGGAGAUUUGGGAUCUGAGGACCUUCCACCUCCUCCACACGGUACCAGCUCUAGACCAGUGCAGGAUAGUCUUCAACAACAACGGCACUGUCAUCUAUGGAGCAAUGCUGCAGGCUGAUGAUGAAGAUGACAUGAUGGAGAUGCAGAUGAAAAGUCCAUUCGGUUCAUCGUUCAGGACCUUUAAUGCUACGGACUAUAAACCAAUCGCAACAAUUGAUGUCAAGAGGAACAUAUUUGAUCUUUGUACUGAUACCAAAGACUGCUACCUAGCUGUGAUAGAGAACCAAGAUUCUGUAAACACUGACACAGUGUGCAGGCUGUAUGAAGUCGGCCGUCAGAGACUAGCAGAGGAAGAGGAGGAAGACGAGGAGGAUCAGGAGGAUGAUGACCAGGAAGAAGACGACGACGACGACGAUGAUUCAGACGAUGAUGUGGAUACGGAUCCUCUCAUUGCCGAGCUAGAGAAUGACAACGGUGGAGAGGAUGAAGACGACGAAGAGGAGGAUGACGGAAAUGACGAAUUCUCUCCGUCUGAUGAAGAGGUCGCUCGUCUUCUUGAAGACGAUGGAGACGGUGGGGACGACGACGAUGAGGACAAUGAUGAGGAUGACUCUGAUAAUGAUGAUGUAGAUUUGGACGGGGACAACGACAGCUCCGACAACUCUGACCUUGAGGAUGACAUCAUAUUAUCCCUGAACGAGUGAGGAGCCGUCAGCGACCCGGAGUGAGAAACUGGGCAAAGUGUCAAGAUUUGUGCCUCCAUAGACAUUUGAGCUGCUGGACAGGAGGCUACAAAGAGGAGGAUAAUAUCAGCAGAUAAGGUGGGAGAUACCAUGGAGCACUGCCAGUUUGAAACAGUAGGUGUCUACACUCUGAGUGGCAGGACCAAGAAAGAAGUAUCUCACAGAAAUGGAGGGAGAGGGGCACUCAUUGACGUAUUGGUGGGCAAAAUGAUUGUAUUUGAAAUAAUUUUAUAAUACAAAAGUGGGUUUGAUGGUGAGCCAAACGGCUAGUGUGUGGAUGCAACAGAGAAAAAAAGUUUUAUAUUUGAGCACAUUAACAGCUCUUUAAAUGAGCUUCUUCAUUUGAUAUUGAUUCACUCACUUUAUAAGCCUCUGUUUGGUCACAGAUUAGUCUUUGUAGGGGGAAAGGCUUACAUUUGCAGGGCUGUGCGUCUGCAUUUGUUUGGCAAAGGAUACAAUGCUCUCUAAAGCUUGUAUUUUGCCAGACAGCCUCAAAUAAUCACCCAAAAAGUACUCAAGUAUUGAAUUAGGCAGCUAAUGUAAUGCACAAACAUAUUUCAACAAAUGUCAAACCUACCUUAAGGUUUUACUUUCACCAUUUACAGAUGACCAAAAAACCACACCUAAUAGUGCCAUUGUGACCAUCACCUCCAGAUUUCAUUGUGUAAAUAGGGAAGUCAAAUCGGCUUUGUGCUGAUUUUGAAGAUAACUUGUGUGGGCACUGUAACUAUUUACACACCUGCUCACUGUCAUCACAACGGACGUUCAGAGGCUGCUAAAGCUUUCUUCCAUGGAGUGAUUUUACACACCUUUACUCAGCCGUCUAGUGGAUGCCAUCUUAAAAAGAUUAUUGUCCAAUGAAACCGUUUGCUUAAUUUGAUAUUAAAAAAGAGGAUUUUUCAAUGAGUGUGGUUCAGGACAGAUUAUACAGUGAACAUCAACCCUUUCAUUAAAAAGGAUCCACCUGAGUCUAAAAAGAGAGCUUUUGAAACACGGCAAAUAAAAGAAGAUGGUAAAAUAUUUCAUUUUAAAUCUGUUCCUUCCUACUCUGAUGGAGCGACCAGAGUCUUCAAACUCUGAACAUUGUGAAAACAAAUGCCUUGUAGUUGCACACUUUUUGAAAGUAGUGCAAACAUUUAAAGAUUUCUUUUUGCCUUGUAUCUUUUCAUUUUGUCAGCUUUCUUUUCCACAAGGAGACUUCUAUGUUGACUUUAUUGAGACAGUUUAUGUACAGCUUGUAUGUAUCUAAAGUAUUUUUACUAUAAAUAAAGCCACAAAAUUAGA
Molecule: messenger RNA, 6774 nt
Organism: Notolabrus celidotus (New Zealand spotty)
Lineage: Eukaryota; Metazoa; Chordata; Actinopteri; Labriformes; Labridae
Product: DDB1- and CUL4-associated factor 1-like
Exons: 25
Coding region: 772-5451 (1559 amino acids)
Biological process (GO): protein ubiquitination
Cellular component (GO): Cul4-RING E3 ubiquitin ligase complex; nucleus
Molecular function (GO): nuclear estrogen receptor binding; histone H2AT120 kinase activity
Source: RefSeq, a predicted model, not a curated record